CUCCACCUCUAAUAAAUUCGUCUUGCUUUUAUUAUUUAUUUAUUUAUAUUUUGAUCGUGGUAUAGAUUCGCCUUGCUAUUGCCUUUGAAAUUAUUUGGUGUUAAUUCUGAUAACAAAAGCGGCUGAAUAGGCAAAUAGUAUGCAGAUAUGGGCGCUGCAAGCGAUUUAAGUUUCGAUAGCAUCUGCAGGACUUGCAUGCAUGUGGUAGCUGAAGAGGAAACGUUUGCCGCCACAACCGCAGAGAUAAAGUGCCACUCUAUCUUCGAUACGGUUGCAGAAUGCGGCACCAUGCGAGUCGUUGAAUUACUAUCAACCACUACACCGCAACUACAAGUAAACUUCAGUGAUGAAUUGCCACAAAAAAUUUGCCGAGAAUGUUUAAAGCUUUUACUGAGCGUAUAUCGCUUCCAGCAAAUGUGCAUACAAUCCGAACAACAAAUGCGCGAAAUAUUAGAUAAAAGAUAUCUUGAUGUAAAACUGAUGAUCCCAGUGCUAUUGACGGAAAGUACAGAAGGGCCAAAGCAGAUUUCAAUGGUGGACGCCAAAGAGGGAGAAAUUGUGACCGAGGCUGUUGAAGUGCCGUUGGCUAAUGACCCAUUGCAAAACGACCAAUUUCUGAAAAUCGAGGAGUUUAUUGAUAGAGAUGAAUGCAUUUGUGAAGAUAAAACGAAUGAGGCAUCAGCAGUGGGGACUAACUUAGUUGAUAGUAGUCUAGUAGCUAGUUGUACAAGCGACAUGCCCAACUUUCGUGCUGGAAAAGAAAGUAACUUUAAAAAUUUCAGCACGCAUACACAUUCCUGCAGCAAGUGCAAUAAAUCGUUUUCCCAGCGCCGGCUUCUAAAUAGGCACUUGAAACGGCAUGAAAAAUGGGAGGAGAGCAAAAAUUUGCCUGUAAAGCCUUUAAAUACAGAUCAGCGUAUUCAAAUUAAGUGUGAUAUUUGUGGGCGCCGAUUCAACAAACCAGAAUCACUGCACGAACAUAAGCAGAAACAUACUGAUCAACCGCAAGGGGAAGCAAAAAAGAUAUACGCCUGUGAUUUAUGUGACAAAACAUAUAGUUCUAAGCGUAUGUUGGCCUACCAUAAAAAACGAAGUCAUUCUGAAGGAGCCUCUAUUGCAGCACCGGCGCGUCAUGUUUGUGAAUUUUGCAAUAAAGGCUUUCUAUUUCGUGCUAGCCUAGUUGACCAUCUCCGUACGCAUACAGGCGAGAAGCCGUUCUUGUGUUCGUUGUGUGGCAAAUCAUUUAGAUGUUCAAGCAAUAUGAAGCAGCAUUUAAUACGGCAUUCGGGCGUCAAGCGGUUCGAGUGUCCCGAAUGCCCCAAAAAGUUUGCUUGCAACAGCGAUUUGUCUAAACACAAAGUCAUACAUCGCCUGAUCAAGCCGCAUAAUUGCGACAUUUGUAGUGCUUCAUUUGCUAAAAGUUAUGAUUUAAAGGCACAUAAAAUGUACCAUAACGGCGACAAACCGUACAAAUGCAAAUACUGUGACAUGCGAUUUGUUUUAAUGGACAAACAGCGCCGCCAUAUGCGUACUCAUACCGGCGAAAAGCCCUACAAAUGCAAGUACUGUGAACGCGCUUUUGCCCAAAGUAACGACCUAAUCAAACAUUUGCGAAAUCACCUCGGUGAAAAUGUUUAUAAAUGCGAGUUGUGUCCCAGCGCUUUCCGGUUGGCUGCUGAGCUGCGGGUACACUUUGCUUUACAUAAAAACGAUGAUGAAGAGACUCGCGCUCGAAAUAUGCUGGCACUUAAAGAGGACGCUAGCUUGGGUUUACAUUUGAGACCUAAUGGCUUCAUGAGCAUAACUAACAGCUGAAGAAGUUGAUAAUGAAAUAAUUUAGGUUUGAGAUGUGUCCAAAAAGAGAAAUUUGGUUUUGAUUCAGCUUUUUUUAAUUCCGUUUUUAAAGAGACUUGUGAUGACAUCCUCUAUAUUCAUCUUUAAUUUCCUUUUUUUUAAACCUUGCUUAAUUUUUUUGAGUAGUGUAUUUUAAGACAGAGAUCGCCGAAAUUCCUAACUGACGAAAAAAGCCUUCAUCUUCCUCACUGCAACUCAGUUCAAGUGCAGUCAAUUUUAAUUUCCUCAUAUAUAUAUAUAUAUAUAUAGUUUAAAAAACUAAAACCUCCCUAUUAUAAUUGCCAUUCGU
This is a messenger RNA of Rhagoletis zephyria (snowberry fruit fly), 2143 nucleotides long. RefSeq names its product zinc finger protein 728-like. Gene Ontology annotation, molecular function: DNA-binding transcription factor activity; RNA polymerase II cis-regulatory region sequence-specific DNA binding; zinc ion binding. Lineage: Eukaryota; Metazoa; Arthropoda; Insecta; Diptera; Tephritidae. Gene Ontology annotation, biological process: regulation of transcription by RNA polymerase II. Gene Ontology annotation, cellular component: nucleus. The record is from RefSeq and is a predicted model, not a curated record.